Molecule: messenger RNA, 3343 nt
Organism: Sphaerodactylus townsendi
Lineage: Eukaryota; Metazoa; Chordata; Lepidosauria; Squamata; Sphaerodactylidae
Gene: FBXL14
Product: F-box and leucine rich repeat protein 14
Exons: 1
Coding region: 132-1334 (400 amino acids)
Biological process (GO): SCF-dependent proteasomal ubiquitin-dependent protein catabolic process
Cellular component (GO): SCF ubiquitin ligase complex
Molecular function (GO): protein binding
Source: RefSeq, a predicted model, not a curated record
CUUCUCCCCCUGCGCCUUCUUCCCGAGUGCCGCCGCGGAGGCUGGGUCGGGCGGCGGCGGGGCCCCGGCGGCGGCGGGAGCGGCGGUGGCCGGGCCCGGGUGGCUGCGCCGAGGCGGGCCGGGCCCGGGCGAUGGAGACGCACAUCUCGUGCCUGUUCCCGGAGCUGCUGGCCAUGAUCUUCGGCUACCUGGAGGUGCGGGACAAGGGCCGGGUGGCGCAGGUGUGCACGGCCUGGCGCGACGCCGCCUACCACCGCUCGGUGUGGCGGGGCGUGGAAGCCAAGCUGCACCUGCGGCGGGCCAACCCCUCGCUCUUCCCCAGCCUGGCGGCGCGGGGCAUCCGGCGGGUGCAGAUCCUGUCGCUGCGGCGCAGCCUGAGCUACGUGAUCCAGGGCAUGGCGGAGAUCGAGAGCCUCAACCUGAGCGGCUGCUACAACCUCACCGACAACGGCCUGGGCCACGCCUUCGUGGCCGAGAUCGGCUCGCUGCGGGCGCUCAACCUGAGCCUGUGCAAGCAGAUUACCGACAGCAGCCUGGGCCGCAUUGCCCAGUACCUCAAGGGCCUGGAGGUGCUGGAGCUGGGCGGCUGCAGCAACAUCACCAACACGGGCCUCUUGCUCAUCGCCUGGGGCCUGCAGCGCCUCAAGAGCCUCAACUUGCGCUCCUGCCGACACCUCUCGGACGUGGGCAUUGGGCACUUGGCAGGCAUGACACGCAGCGCGGCGGAGGGCUGCCUGGGCUUGGAGCAACUCACGUUGCAGGACUGCCAGAAGCUCAGCGACCUCUCACUCAAGCAUCUGGCCCGAGGACUGACUCGCCUGCGCCAGCUCAACCUCAGCUUUUGUGGGGGGAUCUCGGAUGCGGGACUGCUGUACCUGUCGCACAUGAGCAGCCUGCGCACCCUCAACCUGCGCUCCUGCGACAACAUCAGUGACACGGGCAUCAUGCACCUGGCGAUGGGCAGUUUGCGCCUCUCUGGCUUGGAUGUGUCUUUCUGUGACAAAGUGGGAGACCAAAGCCUGGCCUAUAUUGCACAGGGCCUGGAUGGGUUGCGCUCACUCUCCCUUUGCUCCUGCCACAUUAGCGACGAGGGCAUCAACCGCAUGGUGCGCCAAAUGCACGGACUGCGCACUCUCAACAUUGGCCAGUGUGUCCGGAUCACCGACAAGGGCUUGGAGCUUAUUGCCGAGCACCUCAGCCAGCUGACUGGCAUUGACCUCUAUGGCUGCACCCGCAUCACAAAACGGGGCCUUGAGCGCAUCACUCAACUUCCCUGCCUCAAGGUGCUCAACUUAGGACUCUGGCAAAUGACUGAGAGCGAGAAGGUCAGGUGAGAGGAGGGGUCAGCCUGGAGACCCCCGCUCUUCUGGAAGGACUUACCGACUGACUGCUGCAGUAGAGGGGGGGGGAUGCGCCUCCAGCACUGGAGGGAGGGAGGGGAAAGUAUCCUCAGUACUUGCUUGCCUGCCUGCCCUGACCUGCCCCAGCAGUGGGGGUGGGAAAGAGGGAAACUACCAUUCUUUCAUAAUUCCCUCUCCUGCACUGGAGGGAGACAACUGCACUCUAUAUCAGCCUUCACUGUGGAUGGAUACAGUAUCACUGCCCUUAUCUUUUCUAUUGGGAAUGCAGCUUCUCAAUCUUUUAUGCACUGGGGAUGAAUAUAGCCCCUUUCUCCAAAUCUGAUUCCACCCCCCCUCUGCACUAGGGAUGGAAGAAGAAAACUUAACUUAGCCCGCUAUUGUUUUAACUCCCCAACUGCUCUUUAUUGGGCAAGCACAUAAGUCUCUUUCUUUACCAACCCUUUCCCAUUAUGCUCGUGCACCAACUCGCACUAUGCUACAUGUAGUCCGCCACCCCAUUCUUUCUUCAACUUAGACAGCCUGUAGAUAUUGUUCUACCUCUCUUCAUCUUUUUCCAGAUACUGGGCCGGAACUAUUCUCCUCCCCCACAAAAAUCUGGAGGCUAGAAACAGGGAUGCCCUUUACACUUAUCUCUCCUAGAGCAGGUGAUGUUUCUUUGACACUGCACUAAUUGGAGCAUCAACUGAAAUGCAGUCAUUCUGCGCACUGUUGCUUGGGGAGGGCAGUGGGGGCAUCAAACCACAGUUAUUCUUUGUCAGCUCCAUUUUAUGCUGUAUCCAACGUACUCCAUCACUAUCUUUCCUUUACUGUUCAUUAAGAAUAACUUGAUUCUCUGCAGAGGUCACCUUUUACAAACAGUUAGGAUCCUCCCUUGUCAUUUCCUUCCUCUUUCCUUCCAUCUUUUUUCUUUAUAGUUCAGAUACCACAUAGCCUGCCAUUUGGAAGGUGAGUGGGAGGGUUGGAACAAUUGAAUCCUCACUUGUACUUUCAUUAGACAAACUGUGACCUGCUUUUUUUUAAAAUUUGAACUACAUAACAAAAAAGACCCCUACCACAGAACACCCUUUCAUAAGCUUGACUAAGCUCACCUUUUAAAAUUCAUUUCUUCUCUUUGGUGUUCCUUUUCUUACAUGGUAUAAUUUUGAAAGACAUUUGAAGUGGCUGUCCUUGUGAAUUUUAAGUACACUUUUUUCUGCUGAAUAUAUUCUCUCUAUAUAAAUGUUUGGCUACCUCGUUUUUUUUGCCCCCUCCCCCCCAAAUUUUUUUUCAAGAAAGAUGUUGAGACUGAAAUACUUUUGUGCCUAGACUGGAAAGAUGUUAUCCCUUGGGUUUGUGAUUGGGGGUGGGUGGGGGGGUAGAGAAAGGAUGGUUCCCCUGGGUGUCCCACCUACACUAUCUUUGUGCCUCUCACUCCCUGUCUAAAGUUUUUGGGAACCCAACAGUGCUUUUUGCAUGUUUGUUCUUCUAGCACAAACAAGUGUAGCGUGAACAUCCAAACUGAUUAUUGGGUUUAUGUUUAAAAGAAAUGUGAAAUAGAAACUCAGUUUCUUAAAUAUAUAUGCAAAUUCCCACCUACCCUUCUCUCAAAUUACCUAGGUCAAGUACCAGGCUUCCUGCGUGGAAGCAGAAAAGAGGUGCCGAACAGGCUGACUUGCUGUUGUAACAAGAAUAGAAGUCCAAUUUCAUCUCUGUGUUUCUGUUCAGCCAUUAAAAUAAAGCUAGUUCUUGACUACUUGUCUUUAAAAGGAGGAAGAGGACAGUGUUGAAGAAAACACAAAGGAUGAUGGGGGGAAAGAAGUGGUAGUUGUGCAGAUUUUCAAAUCCUCCACAGUUGCAGGCCAUGGAAUUUAGACAAGCUCAGACACGUAACCCCAUCAUGGAUUAAAUGUACUGUUUGUGAAUUUGUAUAAAAACAAAGAUCCUCUUAAAACAUUUUAUAUUCUUACAGUAAAAGGUUAAACUGAUAUUUAUAUAAUAAAAAA